This is a messenger RNA of Trichoderma aggressivum f. europaeum, 1317 nucleotides long. RefSeq lists its product as uncharacterized. Gene Ontology annotation, molecular function: DNA binding. The transcript has 3 exons. Bases 1 to 1317 code for a protein of 438 amino acids. Gene Ontology annotation, biological process: transcription elongation by RNA polymerase I; DNA-templated transcription; RNA polymerase I preinitiation complex assembly. NCBI's taxonomy places the organism in Eukaryota, Fungi, Ascomycota, Sordariomycetes, Hypocreales, Hypocreaceae. Gene Ontology annotation, cellular component: RNA polymerase I complex. The record is from RefSeq and is a predicted model, not a curated record.
AUGUCGGAUCUCAGCAACAAGAAGAGAAAGAGAGACGGGGAAAAGGCUGGUUCUGCGAAGAAAAAGGUCGUCAUUGACGCACCGGCUUCAAUUGCAACCGUCUCCUCCGUUCUCCGGCCCAAAUCAUGCCCUCCUGUGAUUGCAAACACUCCGGGAAUGGAAAUGCCCUCGAAUUUGGUCUUUAACUCAUAUAUUCCCAAAAAUGCCUCUUCAAAGUCCAAAAAGGCAGCCGACAAGGCACUCCUGUUGCACUCCACGACGCACCGCAAUCUGGACUAUACGGCAAGGGAAGAAGAGUCUCCCGAUUCAAAGCCACUUCUGAACCACUUCAUCGGCAUCUACGAUCCCAAGACUGGCAAACUGCAAGUUGUCGAAGCGAAGAAGAUGGUUGUACGAGGCGCCGUUCGCUCUAAACAAGUGCCAACUUCUACAGAUCAGACGGAAGCCAAGACGAGCAUCAUGGACCAGAGGACAGAUCUUGGACAGACUUUCGGAACGAAGAAGGCCAAGAAGGUUAUCCAAGACAAGGUGUUGAACGCCAUCGCUCCUCAGAAAAAGCCUGGCGACUUCAGCACGCCCAAGUUGGACGACGCCUCCAAGGCUAUUCUCAACUCCAUCGGUGCAGUCACAUCCACAAUGGCCUCAAGAGAAGAGCUGCAGGCAGUCAUCGACGAAGCCAAGCCGGUACCCAAGGCGAAUCUCGACGCAGAAGACAUUUACGACGUAUACCGCCCCGAGGAAAUCAUCGGAUCAGAUAUUCUCAAUCUUGUUCCUAUUCGAGAAUGGCAGGAGAAGGCGAAACAUGGCGAGAGCAUACAGUUCCGCUCCCGCUAUGUCGUCUCUCGCGUGCAAGCCAUUGCCUCCAACGAAUCUGCCGAGAUGCGGCUGCGCGUGCUCAGAUACCUCUCCAUCGUCCUCCUGUUCUAUCUCUACUCCAAACCCGGCCGCCAAAGGGGCACUCGGCAGGCGCCGCCCCGAGAUAAGCUCCGGGAGCUGCUCGCCCCAGCCCCUGAGGCGGUCGUUGAAAACAUUCGUCGCAAGUUUUCGGAUGGCGGCCAGCUGAGGAAAUUCCACAUUGACCUGCUCAUCGCGCACUGCUGCGCACUUGCUUGCAUCGUCGAUAACUUUGAGGUGGACACGCAGAACCUGAGAGACGACCUGAGGAUAGAACAGAAGGUGAUUAACCAGUACUUCCACGAGAUUGGAGCCAGGGUGAAGCCUGUAAAGGACAAGGCGGAGGAUCGAAUGCUGCACAUUGCGAAGCUUGCGCUACCACUAGACUUUCCGAAACAGCGGCAGAUCAGAGCGCGUCGAUGA